This is a messenger RNA of Penicillium nucicola, 1554 nucleotides long. RefSeq lists its product as uncharacterized. The coding region runs from base 1 to 1554 and encodes 517 amino acids. The transcript is spliced from 2 exons. Lineage: Eukaryota; Fungi; Ascomycota; Eurotiomycetes; Eurotiales; Aspergillaceae. Gene Ontology annotation, biological process: carbohydrate transport; transmembrane transport. Gene Ontology annotation, cellular component: membrane. Gene Ontology annotation, molecular function: carbohydrate:proton symporter activity. The record is from RefSeq and is a predicted model, not a curated record.
AUGGCACGUUUCCUUGGCCUUAGGGGCAACAGCCUCAACGUCGCAGCAAUUCUGGGCGUCCUCAUGCCUGGAAUCCUCACAGUUGGCUACAAUGCCUCAUCGUUUGGAGGUGUCCUGACGCAGAUCAACUUCGAGACCCAAUUUCCGGAGAUUGACAUUGACCAUGCCAAGAAUCAAUCAAAAGCAUCAAUGCUUCAAGGCUUCGUCGUUGGAGCCUACACAAUCGGAGGAUUUCUGGGCACACUGUCAUGUAUUUGGGUUGGUGACAAGUUUGGCCGUCGCCGCACAAUUAUGAUUGGAGCAAGUGUGCAAGUGAUUGGAUCUAUUCUCAUGGCUGCUGCAUGGUCAUUAGCCCACUUGAUUAUAUCCCGGAUCACACUGGGCUUCGGGACAGGCAUUCUUCUUGCCACUAUUCCCCUCUGGCAAUCCGAAAUUUCGCCUGCUGAAAAGCGCGGUGCACAUGUCGGCAUGAAAGGAAUAUUUAGUGGGCUUGGAUGCGCCCUUGCCUUGUUUCUGGACUUUGGAAUGUCUUUUACCCGUGCGAGUGUUGCUUGGAGAUUCCCUUUCGCCUUUGUGAUAUUGCUUUCCCUUGCCAUUCUUGGAUUCAUUAUUCUACUCCCCGAGUCUCCACGUUGGUUGAUUCGCGAAGGCCGGAUCUCUGAGGCAAGUGAAGUUCUAGCGGCCUUGGAAGAUACCUGUGUGGAUGAUAUAUCUGUUGAAACGAAAAUCAAGGAUGUUCAGAUGUCCCUUGAGCUGUCUGGAAAACCCUCUCUUGGGCAAUUCUUCCACAUGGGUCCUCAAAGAACCUUUCAUCGGGCCAUACUUGCUUGUUUGGUUAUGCUCUGCCUACAGCUUACAGGUUCUACUGUCACCACCUUUUACACAACUGCAAUCUUCGAGAAGAACCUCGGACUCGGCAACUCAACAUCCACAGUUCUUGCGGCGGUCUAUCAACUUGUCGGUCCUAUUGGAGGAACGUUUUGCGUUCUGAAGAUUGAAGGCUUUGGUCGAAGGGUUCUACUUCUAGGCAGCGCGGCUGGAAAUGCUCUAUGCUUAGCCCUGGUAGCUGGCCUUGGAAGUCAAAGUGAGAACCCGCUCGCAAUGCGAUGCGCCGUCUUCUUCAUAUUCCUCUUCCAUUUCAGUUAUAUCAUCGGGUUCGGCGCGAUACCAUAUCUCUAUGCUACAGAAAUUGCUCCUUUGCAUCUACGAACAACUAUCAACAGCUUCAGCAUCAGUAUUUCCUGGGCUGUCAGCAUUUUGAUCACUAAUGUCACGCCACUCGCCUUCAAUACCAUGGGACAAACCUACUUUGUGAUAUUUGCAGGGUUCAAUGCGGCUAUGGUCCCGAUCAUUUACUACAUGUUUCCAGAGACUGCGGGACGCAGCCUCGAGGAAAUGGACAAGAUUUUCGCCCUCUCUCGAAGCAUGUUUGAUGUGGUGAAAGUGGCGAGGCUUCUCCCACAUGGGCAGCCAGAUGAUCUGUCUAUUGAGAAGAAUCUGGUAUCCGAUCUCAAACAUCCAGAACUCCAGCUCCGUGAAGUCCACUCAGCCUGA